UGCAUCAGCUGACAGACUCUCAACCACUGCGCCACCAGGGAAGCCCUAUCUUUCUGUUUUUGAUUUCUAGUUUAAUUCCAUUGUGGUCUGAGAGUACACUGUAUUAUUUCUGUUUUGAAUUUGUUAAAGUGCGUUUUACACCCCAGAAUGUAGUCUAUCUUGGUGAGUGUUCCAUGUGAGGUUGAGAAAAAUGUAUACUCUGCAAUGCUGGAUGAAGUAAUCUAUAGACAUCAACAGAUCCAAUUGACUGGUGGUGCAGUUCAGUUCAACUACAACCUUAACUGAUGUUCUGCCUGCUGGAUCUGUCCAUUUCUGAUAGAGAGGUGUUGGAGUCGCCAACUAUGUAGAGGAUUGGUUUAUUUCUCUUUCAAUUCUAUCCAUCUUUGCCACACAAAUUUUGACUCUCUGUUGUUAGGUUCAUCCACAUUAAAGAUUGUUAUCGCUUCCUGGGGAAUCGACCCAUCAUUAUGUAAUGCCCCUCUUUAUUCCUGAUCAUUUUCUUUGUCUUGGCUCUACAGCUGGAAGGCUGGCGCUCGUCGCUGCGGACUCGUUCGUGAAGGGGACGCGCAGUUCCUGUUUGUGUGAGGUUGCUUUAGGUGACCUGCUGUUAUCUGCGGAGGAACAGCCAGGAACGGGUCAUAAAAUGUCGUGAAUCACUGUCAGAAUUUUGGGCCUUAGCCGGGUCCACAUCCUCUCCCGCAGUGGCUUUUCGCCUUGGUGCACAGUCUACAGGAUGAAACUGUUCGCGUUUCCUCCAAGCUCCUCACGUUCUGCAGUUUGGCCACAGAGUUUAAGCUCUUUUCACCCUCGGCAGGCAAUUUGCAAGUGACCUUGUCGUUGUCAAAGCCUCGCCUAGCGCUUCAGCGCCUCCCGGAGCUCUGGCGGACUCGGUGGCCCGAGUCCCAGGAGCUGGGGCUCCAAGCGGGGACACAGGCGCGAGGCUGGAGGGCGACGGACAACUCGGUCUCCCGGCAGUCCCGCCGCUUGUGCCCAUCGCGGCCGUUAAGGAUGUUGAUUCGUUACCAAACGGCCAUCUAGAAAGACAGUCAUGAUUUAAACUUCCAUCAGAGAUCAUUCAAUUACCGCGGGAGAAGGAUUGGAUCUUACCUUGGUACCCACCUUGCAAUUUAUUUAAUGUUUGGGAGAGGGUGAUUUUUAAAAAAAUGUAUUCUUCACCAAAAAGUGAGACUAACUAAUUCCUAGUGAUGGAUCUGCAAGUCCAGAUUUGUGGGUGGCAACUUGAUGUGAUUCCAGAGCCUCUGAGGUCUUACGGUGUGGGACGUCCGCUUAGACUUUGGAGCCCGACAAAUGGGUUUGAAUUCUGGUCAGACACUUAUCAGUUGUGCAGUCUUAACCCCAAUUUCUUUCUCUUUAAAGGAUUGAUCGAUUAUGUCUAUGCAAAAGGCAGGUGGAUCUUGGUGAAUAACAGUGAAUUAUCAACUUACUUGGAUGGUCGCUCCAACUUAGCUGCUCUUCAAGAUGUCAUUUCUUUGUUGGAGCAAAGCAACACAUUCUUUGGUGCCUGGGCAUCGCGCCUCCCCACGGGGCGGAAGAGAAGAGGAGGAGGCCGCGGUGGGAGCAGGGUUCCAGGGAGACGCCCUGCCUGGUUGCGAGUUGGACCAGGUGGGCGAGCGCGGCCUCAGCUCGGGGCAGCCCUCCUCUGGUCCCCGGGCGUUGGUUCCGGAGGCGAUGCUUCUGGAAGCCGUGGAGACGGGGGUCCGCGUUUCGAUCCCCCGGGUCGGAAGGCCGCCCUCCCUGCUCGCGAGUCCCGGCUGCUCGCACAGCUGCCGUUCCUGCUUUGGCCGCACCUGCAGCUGCUCGCUUGGAGCGCCGCCCGCCCCCGCAUCGUCUCCUGCCUCCGCAUCCUCUCCUGCCCCCGCAUCCUCUCCUCCCGCUCCACGGAGCUCGUGGUCUCCAUCGUCCAUCUCAAGUGUAGUGAGCGCGGCUCACGUUUUGUCUCUGCCUCGGCUGCUCACCACGUGAGUGAGGAGUGUCAUCCCUCUGUCUUGGCUUUCAGCUUCAUUCAGGUUCCUCCGGCAAACCUCGAUUUCUUCCUGUCGAUUUGGACUUGAACUUCCUGAAGAAGCUCCCGGUGGAGCCGAUCGUGGCUUUUGCCGCUGGCGGAGGCUGGGGUCUCACCUCAGGGCAGAAUGUCUGGGUCUGGCACCUGUCGGGCUGCCCCUGUGGGCGAAGUUCCCUUUGGACAGAGCCGGGGCUCCACUCCCUACUGACCCUGCAGGUAGACAGGUGGACUCGGGGACAGGUGGGGGCUGUGCUGGGCUUGGGCUCCUCACAGGUACUCUCCGCGGGGCGGGGCCCGGAGGCCCCCGUGGG
Messenger RNA from Lagenorhynchus albirostris (white-beaked dolphin), 2334 nucleotides. RefSeq lists its product as uncharacterized. The record is from RefSeq and is a predicted model, not a curated record. The coding region runs from base 1206 to 2072 and encodes 288 amino acids. The transcript has 2 exons. NCBI's taxonomy places the organism in Eukaryota, Metazoa, Chordata, Mammalia, Artiodactyla, Delphinidae.